Messenger RNA from Tuber aestivum (summer truffle), 3739 nucleotides. NCBI's taxonomy places the organism in Eukaryota, Fungi, Ascomycota, Pezizomycetes, Pezizales, Tuberaceae. The record is from the annotation of a GenBank genome assembly.
GAGCCUCAAAACAUCUGUCUGAAUCACCCGUUUGUUCGUUCAUUCAUUCCUCCCUCGUAAUCCAUAAUAAUUAUAAUAAAAUGGACGGGCUACGUAACUGGGUAUCCGAUAACAUUAUCAAGGUAAAAAUGAAAAAUCCUGUCCAUUUCCCCACCUUUCCCACCCAUAACGAACACUGACCUCGCUAACCUUUUAAAAAGUUCUCCGGUGCUGCGGACUCUACCAUCAUCGACUUUGUCAUAGCUUCUGCCUCCUCCGCGAAAUCUGCCUCCUCUCUACACGAUAAACUCUCAAGCUUUCUAGAUGGCGACUCUUCGGAUACCCGUCGGUUUACCUCAACUCUCUAUGACCGUGCUCCUCGAAAAUCCGGAGGUGCCGGUGGCGCAUCGUCCAGGAAAGACAGACCGGUGGAACGGAAGAAAAAGUAUUUGUUGUUAGCAAUGGAUGAGGACGAGGGCGCUUCUUCGGUAAUGCCACCGCCUUCUUCGACUACGAGGGAGAGGGGAUCAAAAGAGAAGCGUAGGGAAGCCAGGAAGGAAGAGAAACGGGAGAAAAAGAAUGGCGAAAGGGAUUGGGAUUCUGGGAGGGAUCGGGACCGGAGCGAUAGAGAUAGAGACAGCGACAGGGACAGAGUUAGGGAUGGUGAAAGCAGGAGCGACAAGGGCCGCAGCGAGAGGGAUCGAAAAUCUAGGAAACUGCGGAGAAGGGAAGGCGAUGACGAUAGAUGGGGGGACGAGGAAUAUGAGGAGGAAGAGGAGGCCCAAGAAUAUUUGUCGCCAGCGAAGCGUGCGCGUGUAGACGGCGAUGGGGAGGAGGAAGAGGAACUGGACGAGGAGGCAAAGGCCGAGAAGGAACGACUACGCGAUCUUCAGGAACGGGACGAGUUUGCAAAGCGCCUCAAGGAGAAGGACGAAGAGAAGACCAAGAAGUUGGUUGAAGACCGGUCAUCUACGAAGGAAGGUAAACAGCUAGCUCAACGGAGAGCCUUGGCAGAUGAUGCUGCAGCUCGAGCUGCUGCCCUUCCAGACUUGAGGGAGAGGUCACGACAGGAAUAUCUUAAGAAGCGUGAACUUGAACGUUUGGCCUUGUUACGAAAACAAGUUCAAGACGAACAACAAGAACUACGAGCAAACCCGAAUCUCUCUCGAAGAGAGAAGGAAGAAUUUACAAAGAACAAGGAAAUCCUCCGACUCGCGGAGGAAAGGCUUAGGGUUGAUGAUCAUCUUGAUGGGUACAUGCUGCCGGAGGACUACAUCACCGAGAAGGGCAAGAUUGACAUGAAAAAGAAGGAAAAGGCGCUCUACCAGCGAUAUGUAGAGAAGGGGGACGAUGGACAGGAACGGUUUGUUACAGAGCAGGAAGAAUGGGAGCAACACCAGGCACAAAAAGCAAGUGCACAGAUCAGCCGUGCAGAGCGAGUCGACGAGGGAGACUACGAGUAUGUCUUUGAUGAUUCCCAGCAGCUCAAGUUCCUCAUGGAUAGCACCGACAUUGACCAGAACUCUAUGUUUUCCGACAAGGAGAGGAUUUUCAUGGAACAGCAACUCAAGGCAGCAGAGAACAGGGCGAAGACAAUCGAGGAAACAAGAAAGUCCCUGCCUAUAUUCGAAUGGCGAACACAAUUCCUAGAAGCAUUGGAACAGUUUCAAGUCCUCAUCAUUGUAGGAGAAACCGGUUCUGGAAAAACUACCCAGCUACCGCAAUAUCUCCACGAAGCCGGCUACACCAAGGAGGGGCUCAAGGUCGGCUGCACCCAACCCCGUCGUGUUGCUGCCAUGUCCGUCGCGGCCCGUGUAGCAGAAGAGAUGGGGGUCAAAGUCGGGAACGAAGUCGGGUACUCCAUCCGCUUCGAGGAUGCUACGAGUGACAAGACAAUAAUUAAGUACAUGACCGAUGGUAUGCUCCUGCGAGAAUUCCUCACAGAGCCAGACCUAGGUGGAUACUCUGCGCUCAUGAUCGACGAAGCCCACGAACGCACACUAUCAACAGAUAUCCUCUUUGGCCUCGUCAAAGACAUUGCGCGCUUCCGGCCCGAUCUCAAGCUACUAAUCUCCAGCGCAACCAUGGACGCGCAAAAAUUCUCUCAAUACUUUGAUGAUGCCCCCAUCUUCAACAUCCCUGGCCGCCGAUACCCCGUAGACGUGCACUACACCCAGCAGCCCGAAGCAAAUUACCUAAACGCAGCUAUAACUACAAUCUUUCAAAUUCACACCACCACACCCCCACAAGGCGACAUACUAGUCUUCCUAACAGGGCAAGACGAGAUUGACGCCGCCGAGCAAAACCUCCAAGAAACCUGCCGUAAACUGGGAAACAAGAUCCGUGAGAUGAUAAUAUGCCCCAUAUACGCCAACCUUCCCUCGGAAAUGCAAGCCAAAAUAUUUGAACCCACGCCGGCGGGUGCCAGGAAAGUGGUCCUGGCAACAAACAUCGCUGAAACCUCUCUCACUAUCGACGGGAUAGUAUAUGUCAUAGACCCAGGUUUUGUGAAAGAGAACGUCUACAACCCCCGCACGGGGAUGGAAUCCCUCGUGGUGACUCCGUGUUCCCGCGCCGCAGCAAAGCAAAGAAUGGGCCGAGCCGGUCGUGUUGGGCCCGGAAAGUGCUUCCGGCUGUACACGAAGUGGGCAUACCAAAACGAACUUGACGAAAACACCACUCCGGAGAUCCAGCGCACGAACCUAAACUCUGUCGUCCUACUACUAAAAUCGCUCGGCAUAAAUGACCUGAUAGAAUUCGACUUCAUGGACCCCCCGCCGGCCGAAACGCUCAUCCGUGCACUGGAAAACCUAUACGCGUUGGGGGCGCUCAAUGAUAAGGGCGAGCUAACAAAGAUCGGCCGCCAGAUGGCCGAAUUUCCCACAGACCCCAUGCUAGCCAAGGCCAUCCUAGCAGCGGACAAGUACGGCUGCGUGGAAGAGGUCCUCUCGAUAAUCGCCAUGCUCGGUGAGUCCUCCUCCCUCUUCUAUCGGCCUAAGGACAAGAAGUUCCACGCAGACCAGGCACGCCAGCGCUUCACCAAGAAGGACGGCGGCGACCACCUCUCGCUGCUCAACAUCUGGAACCAGUGGGUUGACACAAACUUCAGCUACGUGUGGGCGCGCGAGAACUUCCUGCAGCACAGGAGCCUGUGUCGCGCGCGCGACGUCCGCGACCAGCUUAGCAGGCUUUGCGAUAGGGUCGAGGUCACAGUCAGUACGGCGGGUGAGAACAGUACGCAGUUGAUACAGAAGGCCAUUACCAGUGGGUUUUUUCCCAAUGCUGCCCGGCUACAGAGGAGCGGGGAUAGCUAUCGCACCGUGAAGAACUCGCAAACGGUGCACAUUCACCCAAGUAGCUGUCUGUUCGAGGUUAAUCCUAAGUGGGUCAUUUAUUAUGAGUUGGUCUUGACAAGUAUGUUUUUCUCUAUUCCUUGUUUUCCCAGUGGUUUGAGCAUGAGUGCUAAUUGGUUUAUAGGCAAGGAGUUCAUGAGAAACGUCAUGCCGUUACAGCCAGAGUGGCUGGUAGAGGUUGCACCGCAUUACCACAAUAAGAAGGACUUGGACACGCUAGGGACAAAUAAGAAGAUGCCCAAAGUGCAGGGGGCUGUAGCGGAGAAGGCGCCCCCAGGGUAGACUGUGCUAUUGGUGGUGUAUGUACGAUUUUCUAGUUAGAUAGAGGGGACACCAUCACCCGAAUUGAUACAUUUGUUUUAGUGAAAGUUUGUAUGCAAAUAAAAUUUAUAUUUGAAUUGUCUGCU